AUGUCAUUCAUUGCUUCCAAGCCUUCAUAUCCGUGGGUCUCUGAAAUAUUAAAGUUCUCUCGCUUCCUUUUUCGUGAAAAGUGUUGUGUCGAUAUAUUUCAUGCGGCAGGAUCUCAUUCGACAUACGUGCAGUUCUGCAGUUUCAUUGUAUCACAUUUCGCAAAUCAGCUGGAUGGUUCUGUAAUUUUGAAAAUCGUUUUAAACGUAACUCAAAAACUAAUAGUUGGUCUGGACCAUGCCACCAAAUUUGUUGCGGCUGGUCUUCAUAAGGCUAUACUUCGUUUUUUGAAUUGUUCAUCGGAUAUGGCUGUGAUACAAGGGUCUUUAGAUAUACUUGGACGAUUAUCGGACUGGUCGGAAGAUUGCCGUUAUGAACUGUGUGCAUCUACUGUGAUAGAUACUUGUAUUCAAUUGAUUCCUGAAGGAGAUUUACUGACUCAAAAAUUAUGCGUCAGUCUCUUGAGAAUUCUAUGUUGUAUGGAGCAAGCAGUUCAGCAGAUUGUUAUAUAUGACGGAGUACCUCUUCUAGUAGGGCUUCUAUCGAUUAAAAAUUCACGACUGCAAUGGCAUGUUGCAUGGUGCUUAGCACAAUUGGCAACAAAUGGAGAAACUAGCUUUGAGAUUGCCCAAAUCGGUGGAAUCAGCUUAGUGUUGGCCCAGCUAGCAGAUAUAACUCCUCCGCCAAGAGGACAGAAUGACUGGCUUGCUAUGCUCAUAGGUGUUUGUGCUUUGCUGGCUCAAUUAUGUCAAGAAGAUGCAAAUCAACAGCUAAUAGUACAGAAUAAUGGGAUAUAUCUGCUAGGGCGUUUACUCCUUCUUCCCAAGCUAUUCUCCAAGCUAUCUGAUAAUCCUUCUACUUUGGCUCUACAGGGAUCAAUCUUCCGGGUUCUCAGGCUCAUUUAUUCUUUGGAAAGAAAUAGAACAUAUUUCAAGAAGAUUUUCACUUCUAGUCUUUUCGAGAAAUUCGUCGAUAUUGGUCACUACGUACAGGACAUAUCCGUCUAUCAAAACUUAGUUAUAAGCUACAACGAUUAUCUGAACUCCAUAUCGAAUUCCGAGUUGCCGUCGUUGUGGGAAGCAACUAACCAGCGGCGAGAGCCAAUUGGCUAUGUUGGCGAGUUUGAACUUUUGGAACAACUUGGAUCUGGAGCUUUCGGAUGUGUUUAUACGGUACGGAAGAAGCUAAAGGACAGAGGAGCUGUACCACAAUAUUUCGCGCUCAAAGAGAUAUUUAAUGUGCAAAUGAGUGAGAAUGAUAAUGACAAAAGCUAUGGUGACAUUAUAAGCGAAGUAAAGAUCAUCAAGCAGCAGCUACGUCAUCCGAAUAUAGUUCGUUAUCGACGAAUCUUUGUUGAGAACAAUCAUUUGUAUAUCGUGAUGGAUCUAAUCGAAGGUGUUUCACUGAAGGAACACAUAACAUCAAUAAAAGAGAAAAGAGAAACAUUUCCUGAAGAACGUGUGUGGAAUUUAAUUAUUCAGAUGGUCCUGGCUCUUCGUUAUCUUCACAAAGACAAACAUAUUGUGCAUCGCGACCUGAAGCCUACCAAUAUUAUGAUUUCCGAUAACGACCGUGUUGUUAUAACGGAUUUUGGGUUAGCUAAGAAGAAAGGUACUGACUACUUGAAAUCAGCUGCUGGAACAAUAGUAUAUAGCUGUCCGGAAAUUGUGCAGAACCUGCCGUAUAGUGAGAAAGCAGAUAUUUGGUCAUUAGGGUGUUGUGUGUAUGAAAUGGCAGCUUUGAAGCCAGCGUUCUAUUCUCAAAAUAUGCUACAAUUAGCAACACACAUAGUGGAGGGAAAGUAUGAUCCAUUAUCAGGAUAUUCCAAUGAUCUUUGCAAUCUGAUCGCGAAAUGUUUGGAAACAAAUCCCAAACGUCGUCCUGAUAUUUCCGAAAUUUCAUGCCAGAUCGGACCUCAGCUCUUAGUUUGUUUGGACGACAUUUUCCGGAUACAUGCAUCAUCUAACGCUGGUAACAAAAAUCAGAAGGAUGAGCGUGAAAUUUCGUCAGCCACUCCUAAUUUAAGGAAAAUGUCAUCAUUGACGUCUUCUUCCAGUUUCAAUGCUGGUACACUCAGCGGUAGUUGUAGCAGUAUGAAAAAGAAGAGCAGUCAAGAAAAAGAAAAGUUAUCAUCUGCUGUUUUCCCACCAAUUUUUUCAAUUGAUAAGCCAGUUCGCAGAUCUAAUGGGAAGUCACAUUCAGCAGGGCAAUCUGGGAGAGGUUCGGCCAUGACAGUGUCUUCAUCACUACCUAAAAUUCAACAAAGUACUGUGGCUACGGAAAAUAUGCCUCAAAGAAAUGAGAACUGGAAGAGCAUGCGCAUAACCUCCAGAGCAUUGCAAAAAAAGAAAGUUCAAUCUUUGAAUACAAAACGAGCCUGGUCUUCUAGCUCAAUAGAUUUGAGGAACAAAACCGAAGGUGUGAAAGUUAGCUCAGCUGCUCUCAAGCCUGUGGCUGAUCCCGUUCUUAGAAUUUUAGACCAGAUACAUCAAGUCAUUAUGGUUAAUUCAUCGACAUCUGCACAGUCGUUUAAUCAUAAGAGGAGACUGAUUGAACAGUUUAAGAGAAAAGUAUUCGCGAAAAGCAGUAAUCCCGAACUCAUAAAGUUUCAUUUUCGUAAAUUAGCUGCAGAAGUUCCAGAAGAAAUAGAUUUAGAUCUCGGGUUCACAGAUUUUAGGCCUGUGCUCUCUGAUAUCCAUGUUUCAGAUUACGAGAUAGAUCGUAAACUGACGAAGAUUACCUAUGAACAGUUAGCAUCUUGCCUUCAAUUACUCUUCCAUGGGUUACCAAUAUACGUUUGUACGAAUAGAUAUACAUUAAUUAUAGUUCAUGAAUACUGUCAAGUAAUGAUUGAUACCCAAAACUUGGCCGAUGGUCUGCGACGUCAUGUUCCGCAAAUAGCUAUAUUGCUGGCUUUUUUACACCAAGUUCUCGAUCACGUACAGACAAUGGUCGAUGAUCUCGAACUAUGUAGCGAAGCAGUUCAAAAAAGAAUAUACAUCUAA
This is a messenger RNA of Auanema sp. JU1783, 3003 nucleotides long. NCBI's taxonomy places the organism in Eukaryota, Metazoa, Nematoda, Chromadorea, Rhabditida, Rhabditidae. The record is from the annotation of a GenBank genome assembly.